This is a messenger RNA of Scylla paramamosain (green mud crab), 3322 nucleotides long. It is a transcript of the gene nemy, whose product is annotated as plasma membrane ascorbate-dependent reductase CYBRD1-like. The transcript has 6 exons. Bases 366 to 1340 code for a protein of 324 amino acids. The record is from RefSeq and is a predicted model, not a curated record. NCBI's taxonomy places the organism in Eukaryota, Metazoa, Arthropoda, Malacostraca, Decapoda, Portunidae. Gene Ontology annotation, molecular function: oxidoreductase activity.
ACUCAACCAUAUCCUCCAAGGUCUCAGAGUACGACAACGUGCCUGUGCUACCAAUAGAUUACCACAACCACGUCCCCGCGCCCUUCCCUGCCUCCAUCGAUGACCUGUCACCAGUCCCUCAACACCGGAGCUCCCUGUCCUCCUCCUCCACCUUCGCCGUCUCCACCGUCUCCCCUUCGUACAGUCUCCAGUGCGAGGAAUCAGCCUCGGCAACUCCCCGCUUGUUGCAGUUCCCGACAGAGGAGAAUCAGCUUCCCUUCGACACUGAAAAGAAACAGCAACAGCAACAGCAUGCGCGUCUGAACCCAAGCCUCCUUCCGCAAGAUGGACAGCAGGAUGCGUAUCGGCAGAACAGACAACAGGCAAUGGAGAUGUCCUCGCGGCACAGUGCCACCACACAUCAGCACCUUCAACAUAACCCAUGUCGGUCGCAUCGGGAGAGCUACGGAGGAGAGAUGGGCACUGGGGCCUCGAUGGUGUUCUACUUCUUGGUGUUCCUUGCCGAGAUUUUAAUGUUCGGCCUGCUGAGCCUGGUCCUCUUCUGGGUCGUGUACUACCGGGGGGGAUUCGCCUGGCGGGAAGAUGUCGCCAAGGAGUUCAACUAUCAUCCUGUGCUUAUGAUCACCGGCUUCAUCUUCUUCAUGGGCCACGCCAUGUUGGUGUACCGGUUGUAUCGAUGCUGCAACAAACUGACUGCCAAAAUUCUGCACACCUUCCUUUACCUGAUGGCAGUUCCUUGCAUUGUUGUGGGAACAAUAACAGUGUUUGAUUCCCAUAACCUGAAGGUACCACCUAUCCCCAACCUGUACUCCCUCCACUCCUGGUUGGGGGUGGUAACUAUUGGACUCUUUGCCCUGCAGGUAACACACACGCUUGUGGUUGGGUUCUUCAGCUUCUGGAUCCUAUUGUGCUGUGAACAGGGCACAGCCAAAUUCCGGGCUGGACUUGUGCCAGUCCAUGCUACCUUUGGCAUAAUUACUUUCAUGCUGGCCAUAGCCACAGCCGUCACUGGGUACACUGAGAAGGCCAUCUUUUCCCUUAGUGAAAGUCUGUGUUCAGAGCCUCGCAUACAGUCUUUGCCUGUGUCAUAUAGGCUGAAUACACCUGUACUGUUUGUGUGGACAUGUAGCAUCAUCAAACUGUUCACCUCCUCCUGCUGUGUAGUCCACUUGAGAGACACCAAGACCAAUGAAAUAACUUACUCGAGGAUGGAGAACGAGGCCAUCAUCAUCAACACUCAGGCUGCUGCUCUGGCUGCCCUCGGCAUCCUUUUACCUGUCAUGUUGGCUCUCCGCCCCUUCAGGAGGAGGUGGAGUGAGCGCCUCACUGAACACCUGUGAAACUGAAGUUGCUCUCAACACAGUGGAGAGCAAAUCAAGUUGCAAAUGACACAAGGAUUUUGUUAUGAGAAAUUCUUUUUAUUCUUAUUGAAUUAAGUUGUUUUCUUAAUAAUAUCACAUGUUAUCAUCAGACAUUUAAAAUUGUUAGUUGUAACAAAAUAAAUACAUGUGCUUAUGUUAAAAAUACAUAUACUCAUGUUACACACGCACACACACACACACACUGCUCUGGUAGCUCAGUAGUGAUGCCCAUGCCUUUUUUCUUGCCAGGCUAAGGUUUGCACCUUUCUCUCAUUGUUAAGGUUCUCAUUGAUGACUGAGUAAUUACUACCCCUUCUUGAGCAAGAGAAUGGAGUGUACAGCAUGUGGAAAGUCACAGCCAUAGAUCAAACUAUACAAGCUCCAAAUCCUCUCUUGGAGACUAUAAUAGUAAUUACAAAGUCCAGUACAUAAUAUGCAAGACCUUGAGUGAGUAUACUCUCUCUCUCUCUCUCUCUCUCUCUCUCUCUCUCUCUCUCUCUCUCUCUCUCUCUCUCUCUCUCUCUCUCUCUCUCUCUCUCUCUCUCUCUCUCUCUCUCUCUCUCUCUCUCUCUCUCUUUUUUACUUUCAAUAGACGUAACUGAGUGCCUGCUUUGGUAUCUAGUAUGAUCAUCUAUGUAUAUUAUAUGAAUCAUUUUCUCUCAGUUGUAUGUGACCUGCUUAAUACUUUUGAGCUUAAAUAUAUCAAUCAUUAUAUAAGUAGAUGAAAUAGAGCAACUGUGCAAUUCUGUAAUGGAGCUAAAUCUUUUACAGUUAAUGUACAUUUGUGGAUUGUCAGUAACAUUUUUGCAUGUGAUGACUCAAGUACUGUGGUCCUUUCUAGAAUAUGGUGAAGGUAGCAGGUCCAUGUAUCAUGUUUCUAAAAUCCAUAUUGUACAAUGGAAAUUUAAGUAGUUUAUACAAAUGUUUAUAUAGCUGCUCUUGGCUAAGGGCUUUGAGUGUGUGUGUGUGUGUGUGUGUGUGUGUGUUUGUGCACACACGUGCUUAUUCACCUAACUUUGACUGUCCUUGUCCUGCCCCAGUACAGAGAGCAGGCAUGUUUGUUUCAUGGAAAAAAGGAGAGAAUUACCAUAAUAAUAGUGAUGAUGUUACAGGAAAGGCAAUAUUGUGGAUACAUGACAUAACUACAUGCCAGCUCUGAAGGGUUGGACCUCCUUGACCCUAGAAUCUUGAAUCUUGUGCAUAGACCUGCUUAUGUCAUGUAAAGGUAGCAGUUCAUGUCACUACUUUUUUUUUUAAAUUGUCUCAGUUCUAUAACUUACUCAGGAGGGACCACUGUAUACUUUCACAGUUUUUAAGGAGAAUGUGCUAAGACACCGUGCAGUAUUGGAGGUUAUGCAACCUUGCAAGAGAGCUGUCAGUUGAUAAGUUGUGUGUUUGCUCACACAGGGAAACUUGUUAUUUAUUAUUAUUAUUAUUAUUAUUAUUAUUAUUAUUAUUAUUAUUAUUAUUAUUUAUUUUUAUCAUAUAUAUAUAUAUAUAUAUAUAUAUAUAUAUAUAUAUAUAUAUAUAUAUAUAUAUAUAUAUAUAUAUAUAUAUAUAUAUAUAUAUAUAUAUAUAUAUAUAUAUAUAUAUAUAUAUAUAUAUAUAUAUAUAUAUAUAUAUAUAUAUAUAUAUAUAUAUAUAUAUAUAUAUAUAUAUAUAUAUAUAUAUAUAUAUAUAUAUAUAUAUAUAUAUAAAGAUGAGACCAAAGUGAGUAAAUGUGAUGUUAGAAUGUACAACAGAUGUAUUCAGCAUAAUUUUGUUGGAUAGUUAUUUUUACAGACAAUAAGAACAGAGAACUAUUUCUUGGUAAAAUAUCUUAUUCUGAAAUUAAAGAACUAUGGUAAUAAUAGAUACUCUGAACAAGUAAAGUAAAAUGUUAUUUUCUGAGCUUUAAUAUAUCUAAUCUAGUAUUUUAUAAUCCCUGUUGAAAAAAAAUUUCAAUUAAAGAUUUAGAAUUA